Messenger RNA from Papaver somniferum (opium poppy), 1469 nucleotides. RefSeq names its product isopentenyl-diphosphate Delta-isomerase I-like. Lineage: Eukaryota; Viridiplantae; Streptophyta; Magnoliopsida; Ranunculales; Papaveraceae. Gene Ontology annotation, cellular component: cytoplasm. The transcript is spliced from 6 exons. The coding region runs from base 204 to 1130 and encodes 308 amino acids. Gene Ontology annotation, molecular function: isopentenyl-diphosphate delta-isomerase activity. Gene Ontology annotation, biological process: isopentenyl diphosphate biosynthetic process; isoprenoid biosynthetic process. The record is from RefSeq and is a predicted model, not a curated record.
AAUUUAAUUAGGUCUAAAAACGUGUGCGAAACCAAGUUCACAGAAUCCCCAUGAAUACUCCAAAGUGUUAACCCCAGAACUUUCUGUUUUAGAGAAAAACUAGAACCUUCUGUUUGAUCACUCGUUGAGAUUAAAUCCCCAAUUUUAGAAAAUCCCAAAAAUAGAGGAGUUUAAGAAACCUUAAUUUAAGAUUUGCGUCGUAAAUGUCUGCAGCAAUUAAUACAGUAAUCUUCACCACCACCACCAGAUUAUCAUCAGCGGUCUUAAAACCUUGUAACCGGUUUCUCUUCACAUCUUCAUCUUCUUCUCUCAUUAAAACCACUUCAUUACCGAUCUCUGCAACAUCCAUUCCGUGUUACAAUUCUGGAAUCUGUCUGAAUCGGAGUAUUUUCCGUGCCUUCUCAUCAUCAUCGUCUGCUGUUAAUAAUACAAUGACUGAUGUCUCCGAUUCUUCUAUGGAUGCUGUUCAGAGACGUCUUAUGUUCGAAGAUGAAUGUAUUUUAGUGGAUGAGAAUGACAAUGUUGUUGGCCAUGAUUCUAAAUACAACUGCCAUUUAAUGGAAAAAAUAGAAUCCGAAAAUCUGCUGCAUAGAGCUUUCAGUGUUUUCCUAUUCAACCCCAAAUAUGAGUUGCUACUUCAGCAACGAUCUGCUACAAAGGUAACCUUCCCCUUGGUUUGGACAAAUGCGUGCUGCAGCCAUCCCCUUUAUCGUGAAUCUGAGCUUAUAGAAGAGAACUACUUAGGGGUUAGGAACGCUGCACAAAGGAAGCUGUUAGACGAAUUGGGUAUUCCUGCAGAAGACGUGCCUGUCGAUGAGUUCACACCUCUAGGUCGAAUUCUGUACAAGGCUCCAUCAGAUGGCAAGUGGGGGGAGCAUGAAUUGGAUUAUCUACUCUUCAUUGUCCGAGAUGUGAAAAUGCAUCCAAACCCUGACGAAGUUGCUGAUGUUAAGUAUGUAAAUCGUGAAGAACUGAAAGAUUUAGUAAAGAAAGCUGAUGCAGGUGAAGUAAAGCUAUCCCCUUGGUUCAGACUAGUUGUCGACAAUUUCUUAUUCAAAUGGUGGGACCAAGUUGAACAAGGUACACUUCAAGAAGCUGUUGACAUGAAAACCAUUCACAAGUUAACCUAGAAGUACAAGCACCAGUAUUAUACAUAUACAAAAAAACCAAGUGUAAUCCCCACAUGCACGCUCGCACCGCAAACUUAAAUCUUCCAUAUCCUGUCAUGCUCAUGAUAUAUGUACGUAGGCAGAAGACAGAUAUAUUGCGCUCAUGGUUUGGAGAGAGUGUAUGCUUGGGUCAGAUAAUGCCAAGUUGCUUCAUGGCACGAAAUGUGCAAAAAGUUGCUUUUGUUCAAUUUGAUCUUUUAAUAAGGUUUGAAAUUGUAGAACACUGUUAUCAUUACCUGUAUGUAAUUAUGUAUCAUAUUAAAACUAGCAAAAUAAGCAGAGAUUCUGCACGUUACUAUU